AUGUGCGUCUCUCAAGAUAAGUUUCCCGUCACAUCAAACCAAUCCUCCAUCCACCCACACUACUUUGGCCACCUUCUUAGACAUCUUUUUUUUCUCUCUUUGUUUUCCUUUUCGUUCUGGCUUCACUCUGCGAGUGACUGCAUCUAUCUAUCUAUCUAUCUAUCUAUCUAUCUAUCUAUCUAUCUAUCUAUCUAUCUAUCUAUGUUUAUCUAUCUAUCUAUCUAUCUAUCUAUCUAUCUAUCUAUAGAUACAGGUCUGAAGCCCAAAGAAAAAACCCCGAUACGAAAUCUAUCUAUCUAUCUAUCUAUCUAUCUAUCUAUCUAUCUAAAUGAUUUUAUCUAUCUAUCUAUCUAUCUAUCUAUCUAUCUAUCUAUCUAUCUAUCUAUAACAACUUCCUUCCUCCAUUCGUUACUCACUUUAUUAGAUUCUGUUUCCUUUUCUCGGUCAAUUCUGUUUCUUCUUCCUUGCCAAUUCUGUUUCCUUUUCUCGGCUAUUUCUGUUUCCUUUUCUCGGCCAUUUCUGUUUCCUUUUCUCGGCCACUUCUGUUUCCUCUUCUCGGACAUUUCUGUUUCUUCUUCCUUGCCAAUUCUGUUUCUUUUUCUUGGCCAAUUCUGUUUCCUUUUCUCGGCCAAUUCUGUUUCUUCUUAUCUUUUCUCGGCCAGUCACCACUCGACCCGAAAGAUAUUUUUGCUUCAGAUUCAUUCGCCUUCUCUUGUUCGUCCUACGUCGAUUAUCUUUACCUUCCAAUAA
Messenger RNA from Acanthosepion pharaonis, 750 nucleotides. The record is from the annotation of a GenBank genome assembly. Lineage: Eukaryota; Metazoa; Mollusca; Cephalopoda; Sepiida; Sepiidae.